Molecule: messenger RNA, 3447 nt
Organism: Pseudomassariella vexata
Lineage: Eukaryota; Fungi; Ascomycota; Sordariomycetes; Amphisphaeriales; Pseudomassariaceae
Exons: 2
Coding region: 276-3224 (982 amino acids)
Biological process (GO): phospholipid transport
Cellular component (GO): endoplasmic reticulum; ERMES complex
Molecular function (GO): lipid binding
Source: RefSeq, a predicted model, not a curated record
CCUGCUUGUCUGCUGAUUGAUUACUAGGGGUGGUGGCUUGACAAAGCCAACCAUUAAAUUAGCAUCUUCAUCCUUCUAAGUUCCCGAAUCAACAUCGUGUCCUCUGUACUUUGUACUGCCACCUCAGUUUUCCAGCAUGUAAUAUCCAUCCCGCGAGUAAUCAGCCCGCACCAUCCGUCUCAAACUCAAAGCUCGACACUGAUGAGGUUCGAGAUUGUGCCCGCACAUUGGUCUGCAGACGACUCGCAUUCUGCCAGCCGAUUGAGCCCGGCGCCAUGGGCAGUUGGACUGGAUUUCUCCUGACCUACCUCCUGGGCGGUGUCACUUUUAUUCCUCUUCUACUUGUCGCAGUUCUGAUCCAUGCGUAUUUCACGUUUCCAAUUCGCCACAAGGUCGAUAACGAUAACAAGGCUAACGGACCAGACGAUGGAUCCGACAGCAUCGUCCAACCCGGUGACGACACGACCGAUCUGAAGGUGGCGCUGAAGGCUCAGAAGGUGCAGGAAGAGGAGGGAAAACCAAAGCACACAGAUGUUAUAGACGUGGCGGCGGGAUACUUUGCAGUAUGUCGAGAAUACACGCCCAUGGGCAUCAAUGCAAAGCCUAUCGAGCGUUCUACCCCCGUGGGAAUGACCACGGUCGCAGCACCGAGUCAAAGUGUGUACCAGGUAAUGUACCGGAGCAUAUUCGACAGGAAGCAGAGUCCAAGUCCCCUUGACAACGCCAACGGUGGUAGUGGACGGCCUAAGAGGGCUGGAAAUGUCUUCUACGUGGUGCUUAGACAUGGACACCUGAUGUUAUUCGAUGAUGACGAGCAGCUCGAAGUACGGCACGUAAUAUCGCUAGCACACCAUGAUGUUAGCAUAUACUCUGGAGGAGACACGACACCCGAGGGGGAGCUCUACAUCAAGCGGAAUGCAUUAUGUCUGUCGAGAAACAAGGAUGGAUUCGAAAUAGCCCCGGAUACCCAGAUAUCCAAGCCUUUCUACCUCUUUUCUGAGAACUGCUCCGCCAAGGAAGACUUCUACUUUGCUCUUCUUAGGAACAAGGAACAGGUCUUUGGACCCGACAACAAGGCGCCCCAGCCUCAAAGGUUCGAAGUCAAGAACAUCAUCUCGCUGGUACACAAACUGCAUUCUUCCGAGGAGCAUUUGCAGACCCGGUGGCUCAAUGCUCUGAUAGGUCGCAUUUUCCUUGGUCUCUACAAAACUUGCGACAUGGAGAAUGCGAUUCGCGAGAAAAUCACCAAGAAAAUAUCACGGGUCAAGCGCCCUUCGUUUCUCACACGGAUUGCAAUCCAGAAGAUCGAUACUGGAGAUUCAACUCCGUUCAUUACGAAUCCGCGACUCAAGGAGUUGAAUAUUGAAGGAGAAUACGUAAUGGAAGCUGACGUUAGGUAUACUGGUAAUUUCCGGCUGGAAGUGGCCGCUACGGCAAGGAUCGAUCUUGGAAGUCGUUUUAAAGCGCGCGAGGUCAAUCUGGUUCUGGCCGUGGUAUUGAAGAAAUUGGAAGGGCACAUCCUUUUCAAAAUAAAGCCGCCUCCAAGCAACCGCAUCUGGUUCUCCUUCCAGACGAUGCCCAAGAUGGAAACAAUGAUCGAGCCUAUUGUCAGUUCAAGGCAAAUCACGUACACAGUCAUCCUGCGCCAGAUCGAAAACCGCAUCAAGGAGGUUGUUGCCGAGACCCUUGUGCUCCCUUUCUGGGACGAUAUGCCUUUCUUUAAGACGGAGCACAAACAGUGGCGAGGAGGCAUAUUUGUUGGUGACGACGCCGUCGAGCACUCGGAGGACUAUGAGGAAAUCGCCGCAGCGCUCGGUCACGUGGACGAGGUAUCUCAUAUAGAAGAGACAGGUGCGCCCACGUCUCCUGAACUACCGCCUGUGGCAAAGAGCCACAGUCUGCCCGUGGUAGAAAAAGACAGCACCCAGUCCACGGGCUUCUGGGGUCGGAAAGUGGCCAAGAAACCGACAACGGUUGGUGGAAAUCAAAGUGCCUCGGCAUCAACAACUGCUCUCGAUGCUAAGAGCCCGCGGAGCUCCACGCCGGAAACGAGCUUAAUGCCACGAGCUAUUCGAAAAGGGUCUUUUUCCGCAUCUAACCCAACUGUUGGCACUGACCCUACACAUUCAGAAACGUUCAAGCCGUCUUCAUCGCCGCCAGACCACGAUGCUGUAAGCGCAAUAGCCAACUUGGCUGCGAAGUCGAAUAAGGAGUCGUCCACUAGCAUACCAUCGCCACGCAUGUCGUUUGUCAAAGCUUCUGAAAGGUCGUCAACGUCUUCAUUGGAAGCUCUUACUGCGGGAAAUGAAAACGAAAACGAAAAGACACCUGUGUCACCGGCGCGACGAGGUACGACCUCAUCGGUUGAGAGCUCUUCUAGCGAGGCGAAUUCAUCGGGUUCGCCCGCGCCCUCAACCAAGGGAUCGAUGAAGAGUGCUACUGGGUCUAUUGGUCGGGGCUUGUUUUCACGUAGAGAGACGGGGCAGUCCGUUGCAUCGAACGGGACCAACGGCGCUCCGGAAAACAAACGCAACACUCUUGCCGCGGUAUCCAACGCAGCCGCUACCGCGAAACGUUGGGGUUUGAAUGCCCUUCAACGUAACUCUGACCAAGGGCCAGAUGGACACAAGCCCGAUCACCCAACCGUGGAUCUCAGUCAGCCUAUGGGGCGAGGCCAACCGAUUCCUGCUUCUGUAUUACCCCCGCCGGAACCUGACAGGAGACCUAAAGCAACCCCCCAGCCGGUCCCGAAGCGUAGGCCUAUGCCUCCACCCCAGUCAUCAUCAGCACGCGAAAGCUCGACAUGUGUCAACUCAGUCAAGAAAGACCGCCGAGUUCCGCCGCCCCCUUUACCCAGACGUAGACGUUUAACCGAGCGGUACCCGGAGGAAGGAAACGAUGAGAUGUUUGUGGUCGAAGCGCCCGCGGACUCGGAACCCACCACACCUAUGCACGAAGAGCAUGACCAUGAGCAUUCUCAUCCGUACAUGCCGCCGUGGGUCGAGGACUCCGAGGAUUUUGACGGAAGUGAUGAGCACUCUACGCCUAGCGAGGUGCCAAUACUACCCAAACCAGGCCCACCUGCACUUCCGAAACGGGUUUUCGAGGGAGCUCGCAGACAUACGGAUGAUGAUGACGAUUACUCAAACUGGUUGGACAACCCAGAAUUUGAGGCAAAUGAGGACGGGCGGCCGGAACAAGUGGAGGAACCUAGGAAGGAGUAAACUUGCAUUUUUCGGAGCAUGGUCAGUGGGCAAACCAAAUUAUUCCCCAGGGUUUGCCUGGGAGAGAACCUGCCGAUGGACUUGGGAUCGGCAUACACAGGCAUACAGCAUACAGUGGUAAGGGGUAAUAGGAUGGGACUGUAGAAGCCACGGUUGGCGUUGGGUUCACAAUUCAUGGAUAUGCACAACUAUAUCAAGGAUACAGGCAAGAAGAGCAUGUGAG